AUGAUACAAAACGUGAAGCUUAAAAUCAAGCAGAGUGAAGGCGUUCAAGAGAUGGCAUGGAAGAUUAAGUCAGCAUCACGAGGAACGGAUCUGAGCCUGAGAAGUUGCCACUGCAUCUCGGAUGUCAUGAUUGGGCAAGUAUCCACCAUGACGCGCCUCAAGGGCAUUGAAGUGGACGCUUGCUCAAGCACCUCUACAGGCUGCCACGGCUGGAGAAGUUAG
Messenger RNA from Closterium sp. Yama58-4, 222 nucleotides. The record is from the annotation of a GenBank genome assembly. Lineage: Eukaryota; Viridiplantae; Streptophyta; Zygnematophyceae; Desmidiales; Closteriaceae.